Molecule: messenger RNA, 807 nt
Organism: Phytophthora sojae
Lineage: Eukaryota; Oomycota; Peronosporomycetes; Peronosporales; Peronosporaceae
Exons: 2
Coding region: 1-807 (268 amino acids)
Source: RefSeq, a predicted model, not a curated record
AUGAGCACUCCUGCCCCGGCCGCCUCGGCGCACCCAGACCCCUCCCCGUACGCCUACCACCUCACCCGCGUGGCCUUCACCUCCGAUGACAUCAUGAGGGCCACGGCGGACGAGCGCAGCUGCCUGGCCUUCUGCCAAGCCAAGGAGCUGCUGGUUGCCCGCAUGCUGUGCUCGGAGUGUGACGGGGACAUGCAUCUGCGCCCGCCAGUACCGGGGGCCACGGAGGAUCGCGCUAAGCGCUGGAGGUGGCGGUGCUCGCGCAAGGCCUGCAGGAAAGAGCGCAGCCUGCGUACCGGAUCCUUCUUCGCGAAGGCGAAGUUGAAGCUCUGCCAGUGCGUCCGCCUCAUGUACUUUUUGGCGUCAAGCCUCCCCGCCGGCUUGGCCAAGUCGUGGGUCGCCGUCAGUGACAAGACCGUCACCGAAUGGUACUCCUACUGCAGGAACAUCUGCAGCAAGGAGAUGCUUGCUCGUCCGAUGCAGGACUGCAGGCUAUUCGGCGGCGUUGAUCGUACGUCAGGUCGCUGGUUUGGUGUCCUGACGUACGAUAGUCGUAAGAAGAAGACGCUAAGUCCGCUUAUCAAAAAGCAUAUCAAGGCGCACACGGCGAUCAUGUCGGACCAGUUCACCUCCUACGUGUCCACGAACCUGCUGCACACGCUCGAGAACAACCACAUGCUCAAGAGCAUGAAGUACACCCAUAAGUGGGUGACUCACUCGAAGCACUUCGUGGAGCCGGCCACUGGAGCGUGCACCAACAGUGUAGACAAGACGGAAUAUAGGCGGGUUAGCAUUGAUGUCAUAAGCUAG